Molecule: messenger RNA, 1269 nt
Organism: Pyrus x bretschneideri (Chinese white pear)
Lineage: Eukaryota; Viridiplantae; Streptophyta; Magnoliopsida; Rosales; Rosaceae
Product: deSI-like protein At4g17486
Biological process (GO): protein deubiquitination
Molecular function (GO): deubiquitinase activity
Source: RefSeq, a predicted model, not a curated record
AAAAUAAUGUGUGGGUCUCGGCCACACACCACCUCAACGCUCCUCUCUUCUCUUCUCUUCUCUGCUUUGAACUUGAAAAAAAAAUAAGGCUGCUUUGCGUCUCGGCGGCGGGUGCAUUGGCUCCUCCACUUGGUGAUGAGUGUCACUCUUCCAACAGGUCUGGACAAGGCUUUUAUUGAUUCCUGGUUUCACCCUUCAGCAUGAAAUCAGGACCAAAGGAUGGCUGGCACUCUAUUAUGCCUCUUUGUUUGAGAGGCAAAGCAGCCUCACAUUUUUGCAUGUUUCCAAAUGUGAAGGCAGCAGACUACGUUAAGGGGAGCGCACCUGUCUAUCUGAAUGUAUAUGACUUGACACCGGCAAAUGGCUAUGUCUAUUGGGCAGGCCUUGGCAUCUUUCACUCCGGCGUAGAAGUUCAUGGGGUAGAAUAUGCCUUUGGAGCCCAUGAGUACUCAUCAAGCGGUGUUUUCGAGGUUGAACCUCGACAAUGCCCUGGCUUCAAGUUUAGAAGGUCAAUUUUCAUUGGCAUGACAUGCUUGGAUCCUUUCCAGGUUAGAGAGUUCAUGGAGCAUCAAUCUGCAAUCUACAAUGGUGACUCAUAUCACUUGAUUGUCAAGAACUGCAACCAUUUCUGUGAAGAUAUAUGUUAUAAGCUGACUGGAAAGCGAAUACCAAAAUGGGUCAAUCGACUCGCAAGAAUAGGUUCUCUGUGCAACUGUAUACUCCCAGACACCCUAAAGACGACCACCGUUCCACAUGACCCCAAUUUUGAAGGAUGCGAAAGUGAAAAAAAGAGACUAAGAAGUGCCUUCACUUGCUUGUCAUCAAUGUCAAUGCCACAGAGGGAAGUAUCAAUGUCGUCAUUGUUUCUACAUUCUCACUAUAAAGGCUGCCUACCACCAUGGGAGUUUAAAAGGUCUAGAAAUGGCUCAUUGAAGGAAGGUUGAUAAAAACUGAAAUUCGUCAUCAUUUUCUACAAUGCCGACCAACCAUUGGUUUGCCAAUACUGAGCUAGCUAGUGAAGGGAUGUCACCUUCAUCCCUUGUGAGUCCCCGGUUGGGGGGGGGGGGGGGUGGCCGAAUAUGUUGUUGUUUUGAGAUUGAAGUGUUUCUUCUAUGCUAACCGGUGUUUGUGAAGUUUUCAUGUUGUAUUUGUACGAUAGUAUUGUAAAAUCUCCGAUGUGCAGUCAUAUAAUCAUAUCUGUAGGAGAGGGUCCAUUUUUAUCAAAAUACGUUGAGCUUCAUGUUCUUGUGAAACAAAAUUAGUGUUCAA